GCAGUGACGUCACGAGGGAAGCGCCGCGAUGGCGGCGCCGAAGGUGAAGCAGGACAUGGCCCCGCCGGGCGGGUACGGCCCCAUCGACUACAAGCGGCACCUCCCGCGCAGGGGCCUCUCAGGGUACAGCCUGUUCGCCAUCGGCGUCGGGAGCCUCUUGCUGGGCUAUUACACCCUCAUCAAGUGGAACCGCGAGCGCAGGCGGCUGCUGAUCGAGGAGCUGGAGGCUCGGAUCGCGCUGAUGCCGCUGCUGCAGGCGGAGUCUGACCGCAGAACCCUCCGGCUGCUGCGGCAGAACCUGGACGAGGAGGCCAAAAUCAUGAGGGAGGUUCCCGGCUGGAAGGUGGGCGAGUCGGUGUUCCACACGGAUCGCUGGGUGCCCCCGACGGUGGACGAGCUCUAUUACCUGCGGCCCUCGGCCGAGAUGGACAACGAGAAGUUCGGGCUGCAGUUCUAUGUCUGAGAGCCGCCCCUUCCCGGGCUCCUCCUUCCCUUGUUCCAACAUUUCACGGGUCGUUUUCCCCAUCCCGGCCCUUCCCGGGCUCCUCCUUCCCUUGUUCCAGCGUUUCCUGGGUUGUUUUUGCCCAUCCCGGCACUUCCCGGGCUCCGGGUGCCGCCUGUUCUUAAACCUGUUAUUAAACCACGUGGAUCCCGU
This is a messenger RNA of Pipra filicauda (Wire-tailed manakin), 655 nucleotides long. RefSeq names its product NADH:ubiquinone oxidoreductase subunit A13 (gene NDUFA13). The record is from RefSeq and is a predicted model, not a curated record. The transcript is spliced from 5 exons. Bases 29 to 463 code for a protein of 144 amino acids. Lineage: Eukaryota; Metazoa; Chordata; Aves; Passeriformes; Pipridae.